This is a messenger RNA of Mercenaria mercenaria, 12308 nucleotides long. RefSeq lists its product as uncharacterized. Lineage: Eukaryota; Metazoa; Mollusca; Bivalvia; Venerida; Veneridae. Gene Ontology annotation, cellular component: nucleus. The transcript is spliced from 7 exons. Gene Ontology annotation, biological process: response to unfolded protein; regulation of transcription by RNA polymerase II. The record is from RefSeq and is a predicted model, not a curated record. Gene Ontology annotation, molecular function: DNA-binding transcription factor activity, RNA polymerase II-specific; RNA polymerase II transcription regulatory region sequence-specific DNA binding. The coding region runs from base 490 to 3267 and encodes 925 amino acids.
UUUUUUAUGGCGACACCCAGAUCAUAGGAUAGUUGUGGUUUUGAUUUGUCCUGGUUGACCUGGUACUUGUUAGGUAACCAUGCCAAAUUUUGUAUUACAACAUGGACAACCAUCUUAUUUAUUUAUUAAUUUUUAUGGUGAUUAACUACCAAGUUAUAUAUUGUUUGCUCGGUACUUUUAUUUUUGUUCAACAUUAUAUUUUAUUGACUUUCUUUGUUUUUGCAGUAAAAUUUAGUCAAUCAGCUGUUUGGUAGUUUGCCAAAAAAAAAAAAAAAAAUGAACAAAGAGAAAAGGACUUCCUAUUUGAAGGCCUAUCAUGCUGUGUACUUUUAAACUGAAAAGUAAAAUUUGGAGGCUUGAAUAGGAUGUUCUAAAUAGAUUAUCUUAUAUUCUUAGAAAAAAAUGGUAAAAAAAUCACUUACUUUUUAAUUUUGGACAUGACCACAUGUAUGAGAGAUAAUAUGUGUAUGUGUCAGUCUAUUUUUGGAUAUGAUAAUGAGUGACAUGUCAGGAGCUGAGAGUUUGUCGACGACUGCAAGUGGCCGUGCAGUUACUACUGUUACCAACUCACUGAGUGCUGUUCAUUCUAGUCCAGGACUGGUCCUUGUAGCUUAUCCGCACCAAAGUUCGAAUCUUACACAUGUAAAUACACCAGGUAGUAGAGGAAGGCCACCACAGUACAACAUACCAGUUACAGCAACAUCUAGUCCCAGUGAACUGUGUCAAAACAUUAACAACUACACAGAGCAAAAACCAGCACAUUUUCAAGGACAAGGUAUCGGACAGGCAAGAGAAGUUGUUAGGGAGUUGCCUGUCAUAACACAAGCUGAAGAACCAGCUGUUAGUCCACCACCACUGUCGACAGCAACACGUAGACCGGGGUCGGAUCUAAUAAGACAGUUACUGUUGAGAAAUUUUACAGCAGAGAAACUUUUACAGUUUAGAUUGCAGCGACAACAACAAAUUCGUGAACAACAGCAACAGUUAUCUCCUACGACAUUACAGUCUAGUGGGCAACCACAGCUGAUAACACAAAAACAGGGAGCGGAAGAGUUGAGUGUGCCACAGGGUAUUGUUCAGCAAGAACUACCUAGUCAGGAACAAAUUACAAAACUUCAGCAACACGAAAAUAUAAGAAAACAGUUACUGCUUCUGCAGCAUACGAUAAAAGCUCAGCAGCAGCAAAGAGCUUUGCAGCAACAGCAGCAGCUUACAAGACAGUUCACAAACAUAAGUCAAAGAGGAAGCAACCAACAAACACCUACUGGCCAGUUCAGAAACUCUAGUCCACAGUUUGAGCAAAGUACAGAUAAAAGUGGUGUAAAAGUCCCGUCGCACAUGACUGGUGGUAGGAUAGGGGCCAAAGAUAGGCCGAAAGAAAUAGCAGAGACAAUGGAGAGUGGAUUUACGACAGGUGUUGUUGACCAUCCACCAUAUAUAUACACCUGUGGAGACUUACCACUAUCUACAGAUUUUGCUGAUGCCAGUAUUUACGCUUCAAGCCCUAAUUCUCUUCACAUAUAUGAACAAGAAAAAAUAGACAUGCAAAGCACUAUGGGCAUAAAUACAACAUGCACAAGCAUGGAUACUGGGACUACAACUGAAGACUUUGAUCUGAAAGCUCAGUAUGAAGUGUCCCAAGACAUUAGUAGUUACCCGCUGGCUGAUGUAUCAUCUACCGCUAGUCAGAACACUAUUUCUAGCAUGAUGCAAAAUGCAGGUGAGUUGUCUGUAUGGAGUGACAGUUUGAAACCAGCAAGUCAGGAGUUGUAUAUUAAAGUUGAGUCACCAGAUGUGUCUGCACCAACAUUAGCAGAAUUGAACAUGAAUGUAGAUUUACUGGAUGAUAUUGAAUCAUACAUAAACUUUGAGAUGAAUGUUAGUUCCAGUGCUCCAGAAACUAUUGUGAAGCAGGAACCAGGCCAUAUUCUGGAGAAAGAGCGGUCAUUUGAUCUGGUGGGGCAGGCUGGAGGCAGUGUUAAUCGUGUAUCGUCUGCCAGUCGUGUUCAGUACACACCCAGUGUUGCUUCCAUGUCAGUUGUGAAAACAGAGCCAGUUGAGACGAGUGGAAGUUGUUGGGAGAAAUAUCAGAAGACUUUCACACCAAUGACUCCAGUAAAACCUGAACUUGUUGUGCCGCAGGUUGUCACAGAAGUUAAAGCACCUCUGACCACCAUUAAAGAAAUUGACAUUUCAGACUUUACAACAUUGCAAAGACUUCUAAAUACACAACCCUCGCAGGCGAGGGUAAGUCGCAAGCGAACUGUUUCUGAGCCUCAAUCUGUUGUGAAACCAGUAUCUCGUAAACGGUCUGUAGGAUCUGCUGGACUUGACAGCAUGGAGUUAAAGUGGGAGGAGAUAAAGCACUUCCUUCACAUGGAAACACGGAAUAUCGGAGGAGAGGUUCCUGCUGUUCCAACUGUCAAAAGGGAGAGAACUAGAUAUGAUUCAACAAGCUCUGUUAUGACCUUGACCUCCAAUGAAGAUGAUGAUUCAGACAGCGACAAAGACUUCGAUGAUGACUCCGAUUCAGAUCUGGAGGGAGGACAUGACAUUGGUUCCCUGAAUCCCUCGGAGAGCCUCAUUGGUACCAAAGAAAAACAGUAUUUUUGGCAAUAUAAUGUCCAGUCUAAGGGCCCUAAGGGGACAAGGGUCAAGUUUGAGCUUGAAGAAGACCCUCAUGUACUGAAUGACUUUGAAGACCCUGUGUUCGGAUCAACAAGUACCGGGAAUCUUUCUGGUAUUGGGGUUUCUAUCAAGCAUGGAGGUAAAGCAAGAAAAGGGGAUGGGAAUGACAUUGUACCAAGCCCAAAAAAGUUGUGUCAGAUAGGGCUGCAGUUACGUAAGAUAAACAAGCAGAUAAAUGACUUUGUUCCCCUUGGUGAGCUUCCGUCACAGGCCAGGAGUAAAUCAAGAAAAGAGAAAAACAAACUGGCUUCAAGAGCCUGUAGGUUGAAAAAGAAAGCACAGCAUGAAGCUAACAAAAUCAAGCUGCACGGUUUGGAGUUGGAGCACCGUCGUCUGCUAACUGUGAUACAUCUCAUUCGACAGAGGCUUUAUGAGCGCUUGAAGAAAAUGCCGACUGAUGACAAAAGGUCCAUGUCUGAGGUUCUUGAAGCUCUGAUUAAAGAACAUCUUGGUGAGAUGGUUGGUGGACAUACGACAGACUUCGUCAACAGUGUUAUCCAUAAAGUGGAGGCAGGUGAUUUGUCGGGCGGUAUAUCGGUGCAUGCCACACGAUCAUAUCCUAAAGAACUACAUAACUGAUGAUAACCUGACAGAAAGUGGCUGUGUUAUUUGACAAUGUCUCAACUGAGUGAUUAAAGCAGUGCAUAAUUCAUGUGCAGUUAUAACUAAUGGCUGAUAUAUUGCAACUUGUUAUUUCACCAUGUGUUAACAUAUUCCUGUAUCUGAAAUGGCCGUCGUGUUGCUAUCAUUUUCAGCUAUAAUCAUGAACUAUUCUUGUCAGCCAGUACAUGUCAUCAAGAUCAUUGCUCACCGGAAUGAUGACGUCUACCGGAACGAUAACAUCUUGCUGGAAUGAUUACAUAAAUAAGAACAGUUACAUCUGUGUGAAAUGAUUACAUCUGUUAUACAUUGGAAAUGUGUUUUAGAGUCACGCAUAUGUAAUAAAUUCACAUUUUUAACUUUCUGUGUUUACACAUGUAAAACUUUCCUGUGGCAUUCUUUAAGAUUGACAGAAGUUUACUUGUAAUAUUACACUUGGUGGCACAGAAAGUGGAUUAUUUAGAAUGGAAAAUGUGCAAGUUUUGUUUAUAUGUUACUAAAUUAUAUAAGACAAACCAGUGUAUUUAUACUUGUAUUGGAGAGAAAAAAAAUCAUAUAAAAAAAUUGAAACCAUUGUUAACUUUCUUUGCUGUUAAUGAUAAUUUUUAAUUUUAUUCAAAUAUCCAAAUGCAUUGUUAAAGGUGAUCAAGAAUAGUUAUGUUUGACAUGUUUUAAGUUAUUUGUUGUUUUUUUUUUACCUCAAGUAUGUGAUAAUAAUUGUGCUGAAAAUGCAGAAAAUUGUGCUGAAAAUAUAUGAAAUUGUGCUGAGAUGCAGAAAAAAUCUGGAUGUUAUUUAUGAAAUAGGGAAUGUUGAUGAUACAUUGUUAAGAUUUGAAAAACUUAAUUGGAAAAACUUCAGAUGUUAAGAUGAUGUUAAGAUUUGGGAAAAAUAGGGAAAACUUCAGAUGAUGUGAAGGUAGAGAAAACUUCAGAUUAUGUUAAAUUUGGGAAAAUGUCAGAUGUUAAGAUUGGGAUGAUGUUACAAUGGGGGAAACUUCAAAUGAUAUUAAGAUGGGAAAAACUUCAGGGGAUGUUAAAAUAGGAAAAACUUCAGGGGAUGUUAAGAUAGGAAAAACUUCAGGGGAUGUUAAGAUAGGAAAAACUUGAAGAAGAAAUGUAUGACAAGUCAUGUUUAUUUUUAAUAGUACACCGUUAGGUUGUAUCACCCGUCUUGUAGCAGCCAGGAAGUAGUGCUAAAUGCUGCAAAGUCAGUAAUAUUCAUGGGCACUAAUUUUUGUGGGUUUCAUGGUUUUAUUUAUUGACAAAAUUAAAUCCAAAACAAAGAAAGUAAUGAUUCAUUUACUUCAAAGUUGGAUUCAUAGUUUAAUACUUUAUAUCAGAAAUAGAUAUUAUGGAAUAAUUCACUUGGGGCAAUGUCAUCAAAUAAUAACCUUUGUUGUGAUAAAUAAAUAAAAACAUGCUUUUAUGAUAUAUUGUUUCUGAAAUGAAUUCAACAGUUUACGGAAAAAACUUUUGUAAGAGAAGACAACAGGUGUGCUGUAUAUAGAUAAACCUUUAUGUAACAUAUAGAUAGACCUAUACAUAUGUCAUAAUACUUAAUUUACUUGAUUAAAGAAUUCUGUUGAUAGAAUUCAGGGUAGUGGACCCAUAAUGACAAACAGAAAUUUCCAUUUGUUAAUGUAUUUCCUGUGUUCUGAUUUCGGCACAGUGAGGUAUGAACAGAAGGCCAGACCUGUGCUAGUAUAAACUACAUUGCUGUCGGUAAAAUGUGGAAAUGCCAUAAGACUACAUAAUCACAUGGAAAUUUCCAGCUGCCACUAGAGGUCCGACACAGUGUGUAACUAUGUCAUAUAAGGUAGAAACGUUCAACACAUAAUUACUGUUGGAUUUCUCAGAAGAAAGAUGAUAAAUCGAUUUCAGGUUCAGGUGUACAAUUGUCCUUCAUGACAAUUUGACCAACAAAGGUCUGAAAUGUUUAUAUAAUUAUGUUCCCGAUAGAUACCGGAUUGGAAUGAAACCUGUCAUCUUGUGUUGCUAACUUGCUUUUAUAUUUUUGUUGUAAAAUAGUGUUCUUUAAAAUGUUGUUUUUUGGGUGUUUUUUUUUCUUCUUUUUUUUUGUUGAUAAUUUGAUAUGAUGCAAUAUCUUUGUAGAAUUUGAUCUCAUUUUUAUGUUAUUUCAUUCUGUAAAAUUGUUUCAUUAAGUGACAAUGCAUUUUUUCCACUACUUUUUAUUAAAUUGUUUAUUCAUACAUAAAUUUUAACACUUUCAGCCUUUUUUCAUAAUUUUUGUACAUAAAACUUCUGUUAUUUUUUAUAGUGAAAAAGCUAAUUGGAUAAUUUAAACAUUAAUAAGUAUGAAGAAGCUAGUCAGUUUUGUUGCGUGUUUGGUGUGAAGUUAAGAAUCUCUACAGUCUUUCUGUUAAUUGAGAACGGCCAUUGGCUCUCAGCUUGGACCUACAUGGCUGAGAAGUUAAGGUUGCUGACUUUUUAAUAACUUUUCCCUCACUGCUGUGUGUUUGAAGCCUGGCUUGGGGUCUACAGUUAUUUCAGGUUUGUGGUUUUACCUAAAUUUGUGCCCAAAUUUGCAGUAAUGCCCAGGUGUUUUCUCUUCCUUCUAAAGCUGGGAAGUCAUGGUAAUUUUGUUGGGGUGAGUCCCAGCAGUUGUCAGUGUACUUUAGUUUCUUGUAAGCUGUUAUAAAUCCCAAAUGACAUUAUUGAUGAUUGAGCAAAACCUUGUACAGUUACUUGUUCUUAUCUGAUGCUUACAAUUUAGUAUAUGCUACAAAAAAAGGAAAAUAAUUUUUUUUAGACAUGUCUUAAAUAGCCUGAAUAUACAAUUAAGUGUAAACAGUACGUUUUAUCUCGUUUAGAAUUAUUAUUUCGGAUUAUAGAUCCUACCGGAAGUUACAGGUCGGCUAGAAUUGAUGUUUGCUAUUUGUAUGUUAUUGAUGUGUUAGUAAUACACCCAAUACCAAGUUUGAUUAACCCUCAGCCUGCUAAAUUUCUAAAAUGGACUGGUCCAUCACUUAAUCUGGACAAUACCAUUUAUUAUUUGAAGGGGUGUUAGUGGAAAAUUUACUGACUGGAUAGCAAACAGUGCAGACCAUGAUAAGCCUGCAUAGGUGUGCAGGCUGAUCUUGGUCUGCACUGGUCGCAAAGGCAGAAUCACUUGGCGCCAGCAGGCUAAAGGUUAAGGAAAGAAUAAGUUAAACCUCACACCUGUUGUCUCAAUGUGGAUAGAUUAUUUCAAGAGAUAAACAUUUCUGUCUAUAAAUAUGUCUCUGUUUUUAAGUUUUCUCCAUACAUUCCCUGAACAGUUAACAUUGUUUCAUGAUUUACUGUAUGCGAUCAUUCUGUCAUUUCUUGUACAUAAUUAUUCCAUGUCAUUAUCGUGUUUAAUUUUUUAAAAAUUGAGUUUUACAUUAUUUGAAUUAUUUGCAUGCAUGUAUAUUUUAAAUAUUUUAUGAUAACUAUGUAAAUAUUGGUUGAAUUGUGAGAUGGUACUGGUUAUUACACAAUAUGUACAGCCAUGUUCGUAAAUACGGGUACGCUUGACAGAUUCAAAAGAUAGUUGAAAAUGUUGAUCACUAUAUCAUGUUGUAAAUAACAUCUUUUUGAUUAUUUUCUUGAUUAUUGAUAUAAAGUUGCCAUUUAUUUUAUCCUUUUGACUAUUCAUUUAUACACUGUGACUCUAUAUCUUCACCAGACAGUGCUUGUGGGGACAACAUUGAAAUUUCUGUGUCCAGUCUAUGUGUUGGGGCAAACUGUUUGACUUUAAUAUAAAUUUUGAUUGGUAAUUUUGUAGAGCAUGGCUAGUUUUAAAUUAAAAUUCACUUCAAUGCUUCUAAAGUUCAUUCAUGCCAUGGAUUUGUGUGAAUUUUCAUUUCAGCAUGUGCAUAGUAUGCCCCAGGCCAGAAAAAAGGAAAUAUCACUAUGGCACAAACAUGUGUCUUUUCUGACUCAAUAAGAUUGAUAUUGCAUAGUGAUAUUGCAUGUCCUUGUUUAUGUUAUGUUAAUUACCUAAGUCGCCAAAAUUGUAAUUUGUUCAUUGUCGACAAAUACUCAACUUAAGUUAUCCAGUUCUGUAAUUAUUAUUUCUAAUGUUAAUAAUGGAACAAUUCCUUUUAUGCUCAAGAUUAAGUUGCCAAGUAAUGCUUAUCUGUUAAAACAAAUAAUAAAUUUGAAAUUAUUGAACUAGAUGAAUACAGGAAUGUUGAACUGGCCUGAGGCUCCAACGACUUGUUGAAUAAAUUCUGUACUGAAAAUUGCUGGUAUGGUAUCAUUUAUAUAAACAGUGGAUAAAACUUGAUAUAAUCAGAAUACAGCCUUAGCAGUCACCUGUAUUGAGCAGCCACUUUCCUUAAACAGCCAUCUAGCUUUCUUCCCAAAUUUACUUUAUUUCUGGCGCCAUAUAACCUAUACUGUGUUGGUGCGCCGUAAAACCCAAAUGAAUAAAUAAAUAUUUCUAAUACCAACUUUCCUUUACCAGCCACCUGCCUUUAGCAGCCAGUUUGUAUCACUCCCUUGAAUGACUGUUUAAUACAGGUUUACCUGUAUGUAGCAAAAUGUAGAUAUCUUGCUUAAAAUGAUAAACACAACUAUAGAAUUACUGUUUCAAGUGUGUUCUGGAAAUGAAAAUUAAUCAUGGUUAAGUUUAUUAAAACAAGCACUGCGUUGGAGGUAUAAAUCACACUCAUUUAUAGACCUAGUACCAGUAAGUUUCAUUUUAUUGUGAAUCUUUCACCAUAAAGUGAUAACAAUAUAUAUGUUAUAUAUAUAUAUACAAAAAAUUUGAGCAAGUUUGAAUAUUUCUCAAUAGCAUUUUAUUGUCAGUGAAAAUAUGGUACCAGAAUAGCCUUAGUCUGACCAUUCGUAUUGAUGUCAGUAGUCUUCUAAUGAGUCUGUACAGUUUACUGUAAAGCAUCAGUCUGGUUACAUGCUAAAAUUACUCUUAAAUCAAAUACAUUGUGGCUUUUUUUUGCUAAAAUAUUCAAGCUGUUCGCUGAUUAGAAUGUUUUGACACAUGCUUAAUUUUCAAGGCUAGCACUAUCAAUACUGGAACGCUCAUUAAGGCCAACACCAUCAAUAUUAGAGCUCUCGUUUAGACUAACACCAUCAGUACUAUAGCUCUCCCUUAGGCUAACGCCAUCAGUACUAGAACUCGUCUUUAGGCUUACACCAUCAGUAUUAGAGCUCUAAUUUAGGCUUACACCAUCAAUAUUAGGGGGCCUCCAUGACCGAGUGGCGAAGGUCGCUUACUUCAAAUCACUUGCCCCUAUUCAAUGUGGGUUCGAGCCUCACUCGGGGCGUUAAAUUCUUCAUAUGAGGAAGCCGUCCAGCUGGCUUACGGAAGGUCGGUGGUUCUAUCCAGGUACCUGCUCGUGUUGAAAUAAUGCACGGAGGGGCACCUGGGGUUUUCCUCCACCAUCAAAGCUUGAAAGUCCCCAUAUGACAUAAUUGUGUCGGUGCAACGUUAAACCCCCCAAAAAACAAACACCAUCAGUAUUAGAGCUCUCAUUUUAACUAACACCAUCAAUACUAUAGCUCUCCCUUAGCCUAACACCAUCAGUACUAGAACUCUCCUUUAAGCUUACACCGUCAGUAUGAGAGCUCUAAUUUAGGCUUACGCCAUCAAUACUAGAGCUCUCCUUUAGGCUGACACCAUUAGUAUUAAAACUCUCCUGUAAGCUUACAUCAUCAGUACUAGAACUUGCCUUUAGGCUAACACCACCAGUGUUUGAGCUUUCCUUUAGUCUAACAUCGUCAGUGUUAGAGCUGUCUUUUAGGCUAACACCAGCAAUACUAGAGCUCUCCUUUUGGCUAACACCAUCAAUACUAGAGCUCUCCUUUAGGGUUACACCAUCAAUACUAGAAGUUACCUUUAGGCUGACACCAUCAAUACUAGAGCUCUCCUUUAGGCUUACACCAUCACUACUAGAAAUUGCCUUUAGGCUGACACCAUCAAUAUUACAUAACACCAUCAAUAGUACAGCUCUCCUUUAGGCUGACACUUCAUAUCAGUAUAAGAGCUGUCCUCUAUGUUUCUACCAUCAAUAAAUGAACUGUCCUUGCGGCUGCAACCGUCAAUACAAGAGCUUUCUUUUAGGCUCACAUCAGCACCUUCAGAGUUUCACAUAGGUUCAUGUGAUCUUUACCUUAGAUAUUUACUUUAUUACAGGAGCUCCUGUGUAAGAUUGAAUUCUGCUUUGCUAAAGCUUGCAAGAGCUCUACUGUACAAGUUCUGUAUCUGUAACAUUAAGUGAAAUUUCAACUUGUUGUCCUUUUCAUGUAUUCUAUAACAUUUCAAACUGAAAAGUCGAGAUCUGCCAAGGGUUUGACAUCCAAUUUUUAUAAAAGUCUACCAAAAUUAAGGAAUUGCACGUAGCAAAAUUUUGUUUUAUUGAUUGUAUAAAUGUUUUUAAAUUAAAAUGUAUUAUAAUUUUUAGUUCGACUAUACGAAGUAUAAGGAGAGGUAUCCUACUCGACCUGGCGUCGGUGUUGGCGUUUUUCUGCGUCCGCACCUCGGUUAAAUUUUUUUUUACACUUUCUCUUUUUUCUUCUUAUCUCUGUAAUUAUUUGAUGGAUUUGAUUCAAACUCAGAAUAGUUAUUCCUCAUCAUCACCCACAUCAUCUGACAUAAGGGCCAUAACUCCAAUAUUUCAUGAUUUAUCCCACCUUUUCACUUAGAUUUUCAGGUUAAAGUUUUGAUGCACUUUCACUCUGUCUCUGUUAUUACUGAAUAGAUUUGAUUCAAAUUUAAAAUGAUUGUUCAGCAUCAUCAUCCACAUCAUAUGAUACAAGGUGCAUAACUCUGGCACAAAUUUUUCAUGAAUUAUUCCCCCAUUUUACUUAGAAUUUAGGGUUACAGUUUUGAUGCACUUUCACUCUAUCUCUGUUAUUAAUGAAUCGAUUUGAUUCCUACUUAAAAUUGUUGUUCAACAUCAUCACCCACAUCAUAUGACACAAGGUGCAUAACUCUUGCACCAAUAUUUUAUGAAUUAUGCCCCCUUUGUGCUUAGAAUUAUACUUAUAUAAUGAUUUGAUACACUUUAUCUUUACCUCUCUUAUCAGUUAAUUUUUUUGACACAGACUCAAGCUGUUGUGCAAUAUCUUCAUCCACCAUUGGAGUCAUUAAACACUCCAGUGACAGCUCCAGUUUCCUCAGAAGUGCCCAGUUUCACUAUCCAGCAUUGAAAUAGUCAAGUGCGCUGUCUCCUGUGACAGCUCUUGUUUUCUAUUCAAUUUAUACAUACAAUGUUCUCCUUUGAAAUUUUGGCUGUAUGUUGUAAUCUUAGUCCUUUUUAUAUAAAAGUACUUUUCAUCAUAAAAUGAUCUGAAUAAUGUAGUAUAAAGUACAUGCCAGUCAAUUCUGGCAUCUAAUUUGUUGAAUUUGAGCUCAGUCUGAAGUUAACCAAUGACGAAGUUGAUUUAUUAGACUGGACUCCAAACUUACUUUCAUAAUCGUUUACCCUGUUUUAUUAUUUAGACUGAUUCAAGUUUGUUCAUAUUGACAAGAGAGUAUCCAAACAGCUGUGGUAGUGAUGAUGCUUGCUUCAGUUUUUACACAGACUAAAAGCUCUAAAUGUAGAAUGUUUGCUGGCACAUACUGAUUGACAAUGUAGAAUUAUUAAUUCCACAGAUUAUUUGAUUUGCACGACCAACUAUCUGAUUGGGAACUGUACAUUAACUGAUAAAAAAUGAUUGUCUUUAUAUAGAGUAGAACUUUCUUCCUAAAUUAUUUGAGAUAUACUUUUAGUCAGAGUCUGCUUCUUAGGUAGAAUUUAUAGUUUAUCAAGAGUUUCCUCUUACAUGAUUAAUUUUUAGUGAUACUUAAUCCUGGUUUAGUUAGGUUGCAAAAAAUACUCAGUGUUAAACUGUUUGAUUGAAAGUUGAGAAUUUAGAGAAAAUCUUAGAAAAAAGAAUGUUAGAGACAAAAUUUAAAAAUCAGAAUUUCAAAGUAAUUGUAUGGUAGAUGUCAUUUUUUCUUAGACGACUUCACUGCAUUUAGAUUGAAAUGCAAUGUACUAAAAACAACUUUGCAAAAUUUAAACAGUAAGACUACUAAUGGCAAUAGCAGUUAGGACUACAGUUCCCAGUUAGGAAGUUGGACACACUUGAAAACUUGUAUUCAUGUACAGAUUUACCCUGUGUCUUUCAGAAUGGUGGAUCAGUGAACAUUUUUAUACAUAAACUUUUUUUGAAACAUUUAAUAAUAUAAGCUUACUGUAGUUUCAGUUGUUGUGCUCUAGUUGUGACUAGCUGUGUGCUCGUCAACAGAUUUCACAUUGUUAACAAGUAACACAUUGUCUGCUGUGUAGUAAUUAAAUUCUGAAACAAAGUUUGAAUAGAGUUAUACCAAAAUAAAGAUACAAUUUUAAAGUAGUCGGCUGCAUGCUAUUGUGAGUUUUGAUUUUAUUAGAAGUGUUUUAUUUGAAACUAGAAAACAAAGUGUCAGGCUAAAUGUCAACAUAGUUAAAACUUUGAGUUCUAUUCAACUACCACAGGGAAGUUGAUCUCUCUGAACAUAAAGAAUAAACAUCCCCAUUUGGAAGCCAAGAAAAGUAAAAAAAAAUGUCCAGUUAAGUGUAAUGUGUAUAUAUAAACUUAACUGGAAAGGUAUUAUUUUGAUGUUGCAACAAUAUCAAUGUUAAAGUAAAUUAAGCGGAGAAAAGAAUAUACGAUAAAAAGACAAUAUAGUUGCAGUAAAACAGUAUUUUGAAAUCCUGGCAGUUUGAAUUGUAUGUCCAGAUUUCUACUCUUGUUAUAUAGAUCAGACUGUUGUAUGUAUUCUGUAAAAAAAUAUCAUGGUUAAUAUAAGUAAUUCUGUUGUAUAUCACUAAUUAAGGUAUAAAACAAAGUCAAUUUUAUGUAGAUUUUAUGCAAAUUAAGUCAGAUUGUAUGGUUAAACUUGUAUAUAUAUAUAUGAUCAAUUUUCUCUGUGAUUUCUGUGGUUCACAAUGUGAUACUUUCCCUUGUAAAAACACUAUUUUUGAUAUAUUUUGAAGAAAAAGAUAACCUUUGAAAUACACAACUCGACAAUAAAAAUAAUUGAACUUGUA